Cooperia oncophora is the source of this 540-nucleotide messenger RNA. Lineage: Eukaryota; Metazoa; Nematoda; Chromadorea; Rhabditida; Trichostrongylidae. The record is from the annotation of a GenBank genome assembly.
AUGAAAGAGAACAAAUGCUUCCCACCGGGUACACAGGGUCUUCGUGAAGAAUUAGAUCUCUAUUUUCAACUUUGUUCUUUGGAAACAAAUUGCGUUUGUCCACUCACUGAUGAACUUUGCAUUCAUCCACGUCCAUGCCGGGACGUCCUCUCACUUAUGUACUCGUGUGGAAUGUACGAUUUUUCUGGAAAAUUUGCUUUCCAGGUCGGUCUACCAGCGAAAUCCGGUGUUUCUGGAGUGAUGAUCGUCGUUGUUCCAAAUUUGAUGGGUAUCGCCCUUUUCUCUCCACCUCUGGAUAGGCUAGGCAAUUCAGCACGUGGAGUUGCUUUUUGUCAGAAACUGAUUGAAUCGUUCAAUUUCCACAAUUAUGACAGUCUGCUACAUGCCGACUCGAAGAAACACGAUCCUCGACGGAGGAUUGGCAAUCGCGACACGGAAAUCGUCGUCUCCCUACUUUUUGCUGCCAAAUACGGCGAUUUUGAUGUCGUGCGCAGGUUGGUGACGCUUUUCAACUGUAGUACUUUCAGUGUCAAGUCCUGA